AUGUCCUUCAGAAGAAGGGGAGAGAUUGUUAGCGGACGAACCUCUCAGUCAGCUGGAGUCCCCAGACCUGUAAUUCCUAGUGCUGCUUCCACUAGAGGGACUAGUCAAUAUGUCUCCCGAACAGCAUUUGCGGGAGGUACACCCAAGCGGAAUUUAGAAAAUGCUUUUGCUGAUCAUGUCGGCGUGAAGCCAUCGAUUCUUACAUCGCAGCCAUGCAUAUCCACUGGUUCCAGUGACAUUGAUAGCAUACUAGGUCAUCAGGGAUUACCUAUAGGGUCCUCGAUACUGAUUGAAGAAACUGGAACCACAGAUUUCUCAUCUACUUUGUCAAAACUGUUUCUGGCUCAAGGCAUUGUUCACAACCGAAUCAACCCAUCCCAGCCCAACACCCAUGAUAUCGUGGUGGGCUUAGACCAGAAUUGGGCCAAAAGCCUUCCCGGAGUAUACAAGAGGAGUAAAGAAAGGAAAAGAGAAAAGGUGCAGCAGAAUGAGUCCAAAGUUAGUGUCUCCAACAUUGUGAAUCAAACGAAUGAUUUGAAAAUAGCAUGGCGCUACGGGCUGAAUCAAAGAAAAAACGAGAGCGAUGAUGAUACAAUAGAUCAAUAUCCACAUUACAAUAGCCAGUUCGAUAUCACCUCCGUGAUAACAGUCGCUCCUGGACCUCACGAGCUAACCUGUAUUCCUAAUGAUGAUUUGUCAAGAGCAUUAAAACGAAUCGAAGAUAUUGUGAUCAGGCACCCCAACAAAAUAGUCAGAAUUGCAGUGCCGUUGUUUCUAAAUCCUCUAAUUUAUCAAAACGAGAGUAGCGCACCAGAAAUCAUGAGGUUUGCCCAUGGUCUGAAACAGAUACUCAAGAAACAUGCGAAUCAGGUUGCCCUACUUAUGACUAUCAAUCUGGAUUUAUACCCCCGAAACAACCCCCUUAUCGUCUAUAUUGAGCUGCUAUUUGACUCUGUCAUUGAACUGCGUCCAUUUGACCCUCAGCUGCACGAUCUAAUGGAGCGAGUCUACAGAAACCAGCCGGCAAAAAUAAAGCAUGGACACCUGAACGUUUACAAGUUACCUGUUCUGAGCGAGUCUGGCCUCAUGUGCGUCCAAGAAAUGGAAUACAGCUUUAAGAAUGGACGAAGACGCUUCGAGAUUGAAGAGUGGAGUAUUCCUGUCGAGGACGAAGAAAAGAACGAUGACAAGAAGUUGGAGUUUUGA
Molecule: messenger RNA, 1206 nt
Organism: Ogataea haglerorum
Lineage: Eukaryota; Fungi; Ascomycota; Pichiomycetes; Pichiales; Pichiaceae
Exons: 1
Coding region: 1-1206 (401 amino acids)
Biological process (GO): tRNA wobble uridine modification
Cellular component (GO): transcription elongation factor complex; cytoplasm; elongator holoenzyme complex
Source: RefSeq, a predicted model, not a curated record